AUGAAGCGUCAACUUACAACAUUUGCGCUGCUAGGUGGUAUCGCCAAGAUAGCCAUUGCUUCUGCUGAUCUUGGCGAUAUAUGGGACCAAGGACCCGGUACAUACUGCAUUACCUACCUUUCCACAUACUUGGCACCUGUUUCCAUGGGCACUGAGCUUCCCGAACCUUCCAAAAAUUCUACUGAGUCUGAUCGCACAACUUCAUUGAGUACAAGCGACGAAGACCGUUUCUCAACAGACGCCAACCCAAGUCUGGUCACUACACUUAGUCCGGAGCAGUCUUCGUCGGCGUUAGCUACAGAGCCAACCUCGGUGGAGUUUGAUCCUACUGGCCAACGUAUUAUUUUCGCUGUAACCCCAUCUGAGGAGUCAAGGAAGCGAGAUAUUGGAGGGUUUGUUGGCAAUGGCAUCUGUACCUUCGCCACUGUCUUCACCCUUGGAAACGGUCGUCUCUUCGAAGGAGGGAUACCCAUCUCAUACCUUGGUGAUGCUUUCCAACUAUUACAAUCAUCAUCAGUACCUUCUGGGGACGACAUCACUACUACUUUCAGUAAUAGUGGGGGAUCGCUCCGUUUUGUCAACCCUCGACUUCAUGGUAGCCAGGCAUCCUUUUGUCAGACAUCCUCUGACGGCGAUAUAUAUAUGACAUUCACGUCUAGGCCACAAGGCUGCGUUCCUGUUCGUUUGACCAUUUACGGAGUUGAGCGGUGCAUCAACGGUCGGAUUGAUGGCCUGGACACUUCGACUGCCGCCAACACUCAGGUCGAGAGUACCCAAGCGCCAGAGCUACCCUCCUCCGAAAAUCCAGAUUCCACAUCACUUCCUCCACCUGACGUGACUGACGAGGAGACAACAUUCCCUACAAUGACGAUUGACCCUACAAGAGCUCUCUCUUUUAGUAACUUCACCUCUCGACAAUCCACUGUCAAAAUCCCAUCCUUCACAAAUGGCGUAGUCCUCCCUUCCCUGUCCCCCUCAAGAACUGAAGAGCCAACCCCUUUUGAAACGGAAACAUUGCUUCCAACCGUUGCCGGUACCUCUGAAGAAGUACAGAGUUCUUCCGAAGUAGAGACAUCAGCACUUGCCAGUACGUCGGACUUGCCUGUCUUUGAAAGCUCUUCUUCCGUGACCGAGCUACUUACCUCAAGCAUUUCUACAUCCUCUACGCCCACAUCCAUGUUUCUCACAUCGAUCAGCGAUGAAGCUUCUUCUACUAUACCUAUGUCCUAUGAAACAUCGUCCUUGACAGACACUUCCGAUGUUUCAUCUAUUCUCACAACUUCCUUCGAAUCAACUACGCAGGAACCCACUACCACCACUUCCAUAGAAUCGACAACGACAACAACUCAAGACCCUGUCAUUAUCACAAACCGUGUAGCUAAUGGCAGGUUCGCUACACCAAACCCCGACUCUGACGGUGGCAUCAUGGGCUUCGAGACGGAAGGUGAUGCCACACAUCAUAACGGCGACUGCUUCAGUGAAGAUGAUGGUACUGAUGACGAAUGUGUCGCCCUGAAAAUAUCCAACGACAGUAAGAGAGACGUGGGUUCCUUUGUCGGUAUAUCACAGAUGCUUCCAUCUCUGAGCCCCAGCAGGACUGCUCUCUAUACUAUACAGUUCUACUAUGCUGUAAUUACUCUGGGGGGAAGUCAGACAUGCACAAUUGAUGCAUUCAUUGGUAGUCAUCAGGUCUACUCACAGGGGCUUUCCACCGGCGACGGUGCGACCAAAUCGUAG
Molecule: messenger RNA, 1737 nt
Organism: Fusarium venenatum
Lineage: Eukaryota; Fungi; Ascomycota; Sordariomycetes; Hypocreales; Nectriaceae
Source: RefSeq, a predicted model, not a curated record